Messenger RNA from Caenorhabditis auriculariae, 774 nucleotides. The record is from the annotation of a GenBank genome assembly. Lineage: Eukaryota; Metazoa; Nematoda; Chromadorea; Rhabditida; Rhabditidae.
AUGAAGCUUUUCGCGUUGAUCUUCGCCCUCGUUUGCGUGUUCACCUUCAAUGAAGCCGCAGUGGCGAGGAUGAAAGUCAAGGUUCGUUAUUUGUGGAAAUAGUUUUCGAAAAAUCUACCUAAAUAUGACCUUUUCAACUGAAAAUCAUAGUAAAAAAAUCUCGAGAAAGGCCUUCUUGAGGCGUUCUGAUGAAUGUCUAUCGUUUCAAGCAAAAAGCAACUUUUGGAGAUUUUUUUCCUUGCCUAUUGGAGGGCACUUAUCAACAAAAAAUGAUGAAAAUCUCUUUACUGAUAAUAUGAGAAAUUUAAAAAAUAUUGAACUUGCAGAAAGGCGACGACGCCGAGAUCGUCUUGGCGAGCAAUGUCCAACUCUACGAGCGUUUCGUCCAGGGAGGAAGGCAGUUCUACCAGAACUGCCUCUAUGGCGUGUUCAAGCCGUGCGGAGUCUGGCUCAAUGACGUGAGAACGAGCAUUCUUUCUGAAAUAUACCUUGAAAUCAUCAAGAUUUUUUUCUAUUAAUUAUAAAAAGCGAGAUCCAAAAAACAGUUUUGGUUUAUUACAAUACCAGCUGAUGCCUUUGUAACAGCAUAAUUCAAUCAUUUCCAUUUCCUGUUUCAUUUGAAAUUUUCAGCGCGACCGUGUCGUUUCCCAAAAAGGAUCGACCUCUGUCCGAGGAGAUGCUCUGAUCAUCCACAACUUCAGCGAGAAAGACGUCGGAUAUUACAGGAUCGCCGGCGACCGACAAAACGAAAUCCACGUUGGACUUUCUGAGUAA